Molecule: messenger RNA, 858 nt
Organism: Auanema sp. JU1783
Lineage: Eukaryota; Metazoa; Nematoda; Chromadorea; Rhabditida; Rhabditidae
Source: the annotation of a GenBank genome assembly
AUGACUUUCGAAAACAUCGCUGUUCCUCAGGUUGCGCCUCAGUUCCGGAGGGCUCCAUACUUCUCAUGGCCUUAUUUUAUCUUUGCCUUUUUCCGUAUUUUGGAGUAUCUCAUACCCCUCAUAAUAGUGAUGUUUACGAACGAAAUGUGGAAAAAGACUGGGGAGUUCGUUGAAAUGGCUCAAGUGGACUUAUCAGAGAACUAUCUCAUUCUUCUUCGUGGAAAAAAUGAUUAUUUGUACAGCAGCUCCUUCCCCGUGCUCAACGGUGCUGAAGUUGAACACUUCAGGAUAAUUCACCAAGAGCAUUAUUGGGAGGAUUUACCGGAUCAUAGAAUAUUACAUUUGAAUAUUAAAAUGCCAACUGAUGGGAAAGAAAUAUCUAUUCUUACAUAUUUUCUUUACUUCCAUUAUAAUCUGGAAUAUCACAGCAUUGUAAAGGCUGAGUUGCCUGUGUUUGACACCAUUCUCAUUCCGGCAAACACGUCGAAGAUAAACUUUUACGGAAGCUUGAAUCCUGAUCAGAAUCGACCUCUAAAAACCAUGGAGACUUUUCAAAUAGUAAAUAAAACCAGAAAAGACGUCGAGCACUACAAACCAGAUGAAGUUCUUUUGAGGCUCACGGGAAGUCCAUUGAACUUGAAGCUCGGAAGAAAAACCCGACUCAUACAAACUCGAGCUUCUAACACUCUAGAAUUAAACUUCAAUAUAAUCGUAUUACCCUGUAGAUACACCUAUCAGAGUGGUAUUUUAGAUUUAUUGAAAUGGUUCUGGAUUCAGUUCCUCUGCUUAUACAUUUUGAUGCGCUAUAUUCUUGACUCAUUUUUCAGUUAUCUCAACUCAGCCCAAUACGAUUUCUAA